This is a messenger RNA of Penicillium crustosum, 2391 nucleotides long. Its product is annotated as beta-glucosidase. The transcript has 10 exons. NCBI's taxonomy places the organism in Eukaryota, Fungi, Ascomycota, Eurotiomycetes, Eurotiales, Aspergillaceae. Gene Ontology annotation, biological process: glucan catabolic process. The coding region runs from base 1 to 2391 and encodes 796 amino acids. Gene Ontology annotation, molecular function: beta-glucosidase activity. The record is from RefSeq and is a predicted model, not a curated record.
AUGGUCAAAAUAUCGCUGUUCGUAUCGACAUGCCUCUCGUUGGCCUUUCCAUGUAGUGCAUUGGCACCGGCUGCAACGGGCUUGUCCUAUGUCGUUCCGCCUCCUGCCGGAGAUGGGGGAAAGGCAUGGAAGGCAGCCCAUUCACGUGCACAAGGGCUGAUUGCCCAAAUGACAUUACAAGAUAAGGUGGACCUUGUAACUGGCCAGGAAGGAGAUUGUGCAGGUCAAACAGGAAACAUCACACGGCUUGGAAUUCCACAGAUGUGUUUUCAGGAUGGUCCUGCAGGACCUCGACCUGGAACUAUCCAAUUUCCUUCCGGUGUGACUACAGCUGCUACCUGGGAUGUGGAUUUGAUUUACGCAAGGUCCUUGGCCAUGGGUAAAGAAUUCUACGACCUGGGAAUCCACGUGGCUAUGGGUAUCAUUACUGGUGGACCGCUUGGCCGUUCUCCGAGAGGUGGUCGGAACUGGGAAGGAUGGUAUGCUGAUCCGUAUGGUACCGGAAUCGCAUCUUGGCAUGGCGUUAAAGGCAUGCGAGACUCGGGUGUCCAGACCCUAGCAAAGCAUUUCAUUGGAUACGAACAGGAGACUUACAGGAACCCGUUCAAUUUCACAGAACCAUAUAGCAUCUACAACGCAUCUGAACAGGUCCCUAUCUCCAGCAACAUCGACGAUAAGACAACCCACGAGAUAUACAUGUGGUCAUUUGCCGAGGCUAUUCGUGCUGGUGUAACACAUAUCAUGUGCGGGUAUAAUGCUGUCAACGGGACUCAUUCGUGUGCCAAUUCCGAGUCUAAUAACAAGCUGUUGAAGACGGAAUUGAAUUUCCAAGGGGCUCUCGUCAGUGAUUGGGGAGCCACCUGGGGAACCCAAGGAUUUGUUGAAGGCGGACUCGACGCUAAUAUGCCAGGCUCGGGCUUUGGUAGCAUUCUUGGGAAAUUCUACGACAAGGAGCUCUACAAUAUGGUCCAGAAUGGAACAAUCAAACAAGCUCGCUUAGAUGAUAUGGUUACUCGAAUGCUCAUUCCAUUUAUCGUGUCGGGUCAGAUCGACAAACCUCUUCCAUCCACUAUCACCACAAUUCCAGGGAUGAUCAACCGCCCGGUUACUGCAUCUGCUGAGGUUGAUGGAAAGACGUUAUCAGCCGUUGAAAUAGCGCGGAAGAUCUCUGCUGAUGGAACUGUUAUGCUGAAAAAUACUGGCGCACUGCCUCUCCGCAGCCCUCGGAACAUUGCAAUCAUUGGCCAAGAUGCGGGACCGAAUCCUCUUGGUAUCCAAGGGUGUGGUGCAUUAUACCGUAACUGUGGCAUCCUGCAGAAUAACGGAACACUUAGCCUUGGUGGCGGAUCUGGAUACACUUGGGCAAUCAACCUGGUCACACCCCUGGAGGCAAUCCAAGCCAAAGCACGAGAAACCAACACUUUCCUCCAAUAUGUGAUUGAUAAUACUGCUGAGGAUCUAGUAUAUGACACCUUGACUGGCAAUGGGCUUGCGAUAACUCCUCCCGAUGUUUGCCUUGUCUUCGCCGACAGAUAUCAACGGGAGAAUAUGGAUCGCAACGAUCUUGGCCUGAACAUCGGAAACUGGACACGGUCGGAAGAUAUUAUUCUGGAAACCGCGGCCAAUUGCAACAACACGAUUGUGGUGCUUCAUGUUGGCGGCCCGGUGAUCAUGGAAGCCUGGAUCGACAACCCCAAUGUAACUGCUGUGCUUGCUCCUCUCUAUCCUGGCGAGCAAACGGGACCUGGCUUGGUUGAUAUUCUCUGGGGUGAUGUUUCUCCAAGUGCCAAGUUGCCCUUUACAGUGGGCAAAAGCGAGUCAGAUUAUCCUCCACACACCAUAUCGGAAGAUCACAGCAUUGCACCCCAGGCAGACUUUACUGAAAAGCUGAAGAUAGACUAUCGGUGGUUUGAUACGUACAACAUUACCCCUCGCUUUGAAUUUGGCUUUGGUCUGUCUUACACUGCAUUUAAGUACUCCAACAUCAACAUCGAUUCGAAGGAAUCUCCGGAUAAACACUCUAUCCAGGCCACCAACGAAGAGUUCGUCGGUCAAACCGCUGGCCAAUCUAUUUACGAUGUUAUUGCUACGGUGACAGCUGAUAUCACUAAUACUGGAAAGCAUACUGGCUCCGAGGUAGCCCAACUGUACGUGGAGUUCCCCGAGAGCGAAGAGGAACCUCCGAAACAGCUUCGAGGUUUCACGAAGAUCAAGAAUAUGGAACCUGGCCAUCGUCGGAAGGCAUCAUUCCCUAUCCGCCGGAAGGAUGUUAUGAUCUGGGACGUGACAGAACAGAAAUGGCGGUUCCCGAAAGGUGAAACUGUCAAGUUCUAUGUCGGCGCUUCCUCGCGCAACCUGCCCCUUGAAAUUGCACACAGUCUGAGUGGUUGA